Molecule: messenger RNA, 672 nt
Organism: Yarrowia lipolytica CLIB122
Lineage: Eukaryota; Fungi; Ascomycota; Dipodascomycetes; Dipodascales
Biological process (GO): endocytic recycling; intracellular protein transport
Cellular component (GO): early endosome
Molecular function (GO): phosphatidylinositol-3-phosphate binding
Source: RefSeq, a predicted model, not a curated record
AUGGCAUCAUCCCGAACAUCUUCAGUGGCCAGUACUAAGCGGCCAGCUAUUUCUUUCAGAGACAUGGACGUUACCAGUGGCAGCAUAGGCCGCAAAUCCAACGUGUGGAAGGUCGGGCGGACCUACGGCGUGGGCGACAUUGACUCGCUAACACAAGUGACCCCCAUUCCGGUGUUCACGCCUAUUCCGGUAGGCCCUAUCCGAAUCGUCGAUAAUACCAACGAUGAAUACAGCAUGGUCUACGGAGGGGAGGAUUACGACACGAUAAAUGAAAACGGUCGGCCUGAGCCGCGGGAUGAGCAUGUCCCACAGGGAGUCUUGCCGGUUUGGGCAGCAGAUGUCAAUAUUCCAGAAUACAACAUUGUUGCAGGAGAUAGCAAGGCGGGUGCAUAUGUGUCGUGGACAAUUGUGGUGGAGACAAAGUAUGGAGGUCGUAUUAUUUUGCGACGGCGGUUCUCAGAGAUUUACGAGAUGCGGGAGGCUCUCAAGCAGGAGUUCCCGCAACACAAGAUGGAGAUUCCCCAACUGCCUGCCAAGUCCAUGUUUCAGCAUUUCAACAAGACGUUUUUACAGAGUCGACGGCGUGGACUCGAGUACUUUUUCCAGUGCGUUUUUCUAAACCCGCUUUUUGCGUCAUCCAAAGUGUUGAAGGAGUUUGCUGAGACGAAGUGA